Molecule: messenger RNA, 1443 nt
Organism: Drosophila navojoa
Lineage: Eukaryota; Metazoa; Arthropoda; Insecta; Diptera; Drosophilidae
Product: RIB43A-like with coiled-coils protein 2
Source: RefSeq, a predicted model, not a curated record
GAGCUUCAGAAAGUGAUAUACUUUCACACUGAAAGGGAAUACUCGGUCUAUAUAUAUAUUUUUUACAUUAAAGUAAAGUUUCAAAAACAACGGGGACAAGAUGACUCUCAAAAUGCCAUUGUGCACCAAGGAGGACCUCAGCGAGGCGGUCAAGCUGCAAAAGCGGGCGCAGUACGAGGAGGAGCGCAAGAGCCGCAUCUUUAAUGCCAGGCAACGCCUAUUUGGACUCGAUCUGGACGCAUUGGAGCGUCAGAUAUUGGAGAAGAAGAAGCAGAGGAGCAUUCAGAUUGAAUGCGAUAAGCGCUACGAGGAGCAGGAACAGCUACAGAAGCGUCUCAUAACAGCCAAAGAAAAGGAAUUGGAGAAGGAGAAACGUAUUGUGGACUCGGAUCUCAACUAUUAUCGCUGCCGCUAUCAACGCUUGGAUCAGCGUCGCGAAUACGAUCUGAAUGAUCCAAACUUUCUGAAGAAAGCCAAGCCGGCUCGCAUAGCCGAUGAUGACAUAAUGCUUGGCGUAUCCAGUGCCCAGAUCUUCUAUGGUGAGGAUCUGCACAGGAACGAGCGUCAGGUGCGGCAGCGCGAGCAACAGCGCGCCUGGCUGGAUCAGCAGGUCAAGGAACGCAAGCAAGCGGAAGAGGCGCGCCGCAAGGCCGACAGCGUCUAUAUAGAGAGUGUGAAUUGUCGCGACAAGCACUUGGAGGAAAUGGCCAAGUCGGACCAUAAUAUGCGCCACCAGAUCACACACAAAAUACGCCAGUACAACAUCAAUCUGGCCAAGCAGAAGCAGGCCAAUCGCGAGCGCGCCAAGCGCGAGACAUAUGAGGACGACAUGGCCGAGAUCUACAAUAUGUUGUCUAGCGAUAUGCUGACCGAGAAUCCGGAUGUGGCCCAGUCGCGUCUGAAUCCAAACAAGAAGAUUGCAUUCAUGUACCGUGGCAUGACUCCGGACGAACUGGUAGAGUUCCGCAAGGGGCAGGAGCAGCAGCUGACCCAAACGCUGCAGCGCAAGACCGAGGUUCAGCUGAUGAACAAACAGUGGGAGCAGUAUGCUAUUAACAUGGAUCGUACACUCAUGCUCAAGCAGAUUGAAAUGGAUCGCAAGCACAAGGAGCAACUGGACGAGCUAGUGCGCGCCAAUACCAAACUGGCCGUCGAGCAGGAUCAACAGCGCAAGGAAGCGUUGGUGCAACUCAGCAAUGCUGUCUCCGACGAGUUCUACGACCAGUUCAACAAGAACUCCCGUUAAUUUGUUAGUGCACUUCGCCGUGCAGGUAAAUCGAUUGUGGAAUUGUUUCAGCAGCAGAUCCUGCGCUUAUGCUGCAUCACAUUCAAGCUCUGCUGCCGGAGCAGUUACAUGCUCGAAUUCAACUUGCAUCGGCCGAAUAACACUUAAACUGAAGUCGAAUUCAAAAAAGGGUUAAUAAAGAUUAAAUUAUAAGUUGA